This is a messenger RNA of Tribolium madens (black flour beetle), 1824 nucleotides long. RefSeq lists its product as uncharacterized. The record is from RefSeq and is a predicted model, not a curated record. Lineage: Eukaryota; Metazoa; Arthropoda; Insecta; Coleoptera; Tenebrionidae. The transcript has 10 exons. Bases 36 to 1622 code for a protein of 528 amino acids.
UUAGACUGUAUAUUUUUCCUUCAUUGUUAACCACCAUGUGUAAUAAAAAACUGAUUAUUUUUGUUAUUUACAACUUUGCGGUUUUCAACAUAGUUCGAGGAAAACCAAAAUUGCCUUCAUUUAUAAAAGUAUGUCGCCGUUCCGAUCCCAAUCUAAACGACUGUAUAAAAAAUUCUGUCGAGAAUUUGCGUCCACUUCUAGCUAGAGGAAUUCCAGAAUUUGAUAUACCGAGUUGUGAACCACUCUGUAUACCAGAAGUGGUCAUCGAUCAAGGUUCUGGAGCUGUAGCUGUCAGGUCAACUUAUCGAGAUAUUAAAGUUUAUGGACCUUCCAAGUUUGUACUCAAAUAUGUAAAAAUUGAUAUGGAAAGAGACAGAAUAAGGAUAAAAUUGUGGUUGCCACGUUUGGAAUUGACAAGCAAAUAUACGAUGGAAGGACGAAUUCUGAUGAUGCCCAUUUCUGGCACAGGGACUAGCCGAGGAAAUUAUUCAAAUAUCGACGCCACCGUCAUUAUGCAAGGCCAGAGAGUCCACAAAGACAAUGAAACCUACUUCAACAUAAAAGAUUUUUACGUGGACUUUAACAUCGGACAUGCGACAAUUCAGCUCGACGAUCUCUUCAAUGGUGACAAAGAAUUGGGUGAGGCAAUGAAUUUGUUUUUGAACGACAAUUGGAAAAAUGUCGCAAAUGAGAUCAAACCUGUUCUAGAAGACACAAUUGCCAGCAUUUUUAAAAAGUUCUCGAACAAAAUUUACCACAAGUAUCCUUUAAAUCUACUUUUACCCAAAUGGUCUCUUGGAACUACCAUGUUUCACUAUUACAUUUUCGCAACGAUUCUGUGUUAUUUUCAUACGAAAGUCUCCAGUUAUCAAGUCAAGGAUGCUCCCCUUCUCACCAAGAGACCCCCCUGGUUGCAAGUAUGCCGAAGAUCCGACCCAGAUUUGAAUACAUGUCUUAACGACUUAUUUACUGAAAUGUUUCCACAAUUAGCAAGAGGUAUCCCUGACAUGAAUGUGGACCCUUUUGAGCCCUUAUAUUUGGACAAAGUCACCGUAAGCAAGGGCUCGGGCGCUAUCACACUUACAGGAGGGCUCUACGAUUUAGUCGUGUCUGGCCCUUCAAAUUCCACACCAACUUACACCGAAUUUAAUGAAGCUAACAAAACGUGGAAUUUUGGCCUAAAAUUGCCAUUAUUGAGUAUCAAAUCUCAGUACAAUCUUAAAGGAAAAAUCCUGGUUUUGCCCUUAGUGGGACACGGGGCCUGUGACCUUAAACUGUCAAAUGUACAAACUAAGGUCAUCACGACUGUGAUUUUUCCACUUCGGGAAGGCCGCGAAAUUGUAAAAAUUGACAAAAUGCAUGUCGAUUUUGAAGUUGGAGGAAUGAAAGUGAAACUUCAUAAUCUUUUCAACGGAAAUAAAGUUUUAGGUCAAACUGUUAACCAAUUUAUCAAUCAAAAUGCCUUAGAAAUAAUCGGGGAGCUGAAAGAUAGUAUUGGUGAUAGCUUAGCUGGUAUUUUCACGGAUAUAAUGAAUAACGUUUUUACUAAAAUGCCGACUGAUCUUUGGUUCUUGAGUGAUGAAGAGUACGAAAAGUAUCAAAAAGAAUCAAAUAGCAAAUAGAAUUGUAGAAAUAAUGUAGUACUUUGUGUAUUUUUAAUGGUGAUAUGUUUGGAUGUGACUUAAUGCUAGUGCUAUUCGAGAUCGGCAGUACAAAAUUUUUUUAAAUUCCUUUAUCUUAGGUUUUCUUGAUUAGCAUGUGUAUUAUUUUCCAAACAAGCUUCGUUGUUGUGUGUUUUUUUAAACAAUAAAAAUUUGGAUGUUC